UGUCAGUGCUGGUCCAGACGCCAGAUCGCCUCCACCAGCAGCCGUCGCUAUUACGAUCCCACUCGUCCUUUUCCUCUUCGUUUCUGUUGUUGUUUAGAAAAAAAAAAGAACACACAUCGUGACUGUCCCACAGUUCGACAUCAUGAAGGAGCUCCAACUCGCAUUUUUGGGAUGAAAAUGGUCCGGUUGAAAUUUGCAGCUGCAGAGAUUCGACGUGGAUUCUAACAGCGUGAUGGAAAGAAAUGAGGCUGCUGUGAUAAAACUUUUCGUUGUCGGCGUUUUAGUUCACACCUGCAUGAUGAGGGCGUCAGCCACGGAGAGCUUCAGCACCACGCCGGCUCCGGCGCGGCACGUGGAACCCUGCAACGAGUCCCAGCUGCAGUGGGAGGUGGAGGUCUGUGGCGAGGAGUUCAAGAGGGACAUGUCUCACAUAGACCCUCUGCACUGGUGUAACCUCACACACUUCAUCAGGGAGUAUCACUUCUUCACCCGCUGCACAGAGACCAAGUCCUUCACCGUCAACUGCUACUGGCCCAACCCACUGGUGGAGAGUUACAUCAUUCACAUACACAAGCACUUUUUCUCCAACUGCACCAUGGAGCAGGUGGUGUGGCGGGACCCUCCUGAUGACACUCUCACCAUCCUCAUCCUCAUCCCAGUGUUCCUGACGUUGGCUAUGAUCGCACUGGUCGUCUGGUGCAGCAAAAGGAGUGACAACUUGGCCUAGAAUGACUGAAGGAGGUUGAAAUACAACUAACUCUAGCUUGUUUCAGUUGGAGGUCAAUUGACAUGCAAAACCACUUCUGCUCCCGGGACAACUAAAGUGCUGCUUUUAAAGGAAAUCCGUAUAACACAGUCACUGCCAAAAGAAUACAUUAACCCAGACUCACAGAAACAUCGGAAAGAUCGCUCAGUUCUUUUGAAAAGUGCAAUUUCUGUCAGGCUCUUAAUAUUUAUUUAUCUCUUUCACAGUUAAAUGUCUCAUCUUUCAAGGUUACACUUCUGCAAUUAAAGCUAGCUUGUAAAUAAGUUAUUCCAGCAAAUAAAGGCAAAAGAUCAAAUGUGACUUAAUAGACUUUUAAUAAAGUCUCUCUGGUUGCCUUCAGUGGAGGAAACUGUUCAAUGCUCUUGGAUUAUUUAUAAAAGAGACACAGGUGCAUUAAGGAUUCCAUUCAGAAUUUUUAAAUUAUAUAUAAAGACAUACUCGCGUCACCGUGGGGCCAAUCUCCAAAAGCUUUGCAUGUGCGAGCCAAUACACACACAACGCAAUUUUUCCGGACAUUUGGUCUGACAUUACCUCUUUUUUUGCACAUUUCGAAAAAAGGUCCGAACAGUGCGCAUGCAGAAUUGUGUGUUCAUGCCUCCUGUGAUAGUGGUGAGACGGAGACAUGAGAUUAGUGACAGAAGGUGCAGAGAUUGUUUUUUAAGUGUAUUUAAUGAACUCAAAACAGAGUUGGGGUGCGACUGUACUGACUGUGUCUCCGUGACCAGGAAAGACCGGAGAUCCAGUCGUAAAUGGUGUGCAACCAAAAGUGUGCCAAGUAGCAAGAAAAAAAAUCAUCAGGAAUUCCAGUGGUACCCACUGUUUUAAUUAUUUUUCAUCUACAUGGAGGAGGACAAUUUUAUGGGAAGCACUUUUCUUGGUGUUAAAUGGAAACUAGCUUAUGAGAGAAUUUCUAUCAUGAUUUAUUAUGUUUCCCAGAAGUGCAAUCUUUCAUUCAAGUAAGAAUGUCCCCAACACCAAAUCUAAAUUGCAUUUGCAUUUUCCCCUUAGCACCUUGAAGCCAUGGUGCUUUCUAUUAAUGCAAGCAAACUUGGUGAAUCAGCCCCUCAGUAGAGUUAUAUUUCCUGACUAACUAGAGCCAACACAGCCUGAAACGGUCAUGAUAGUAAUCAAAACCAGUUUUUAUAUCAACAUUUCAAAGUCAUUUAUGAGAUAUUCAGGGAAAAGUGAUGUAAUUUAAAAUUAUUCCGGAGUAACAUAACAAAAAACUGAUGGCACGGAAGUGCAAAACAUUAUAGGCAGUGAAUGGAAGUGACUAAAUGAGGAUGAACUCGGAAUAAAAUAAAACACGGGAUGGUCAUCAGUUAAACAUUUUCUUUAACUUAAGAGUGCAGUCAGCUUGUCAGUUGUCUCUAAAUGCAAGUGGUUUUUGCUGCGUCAUUUCUUGUGUAAUUUUGGACGGCUGGACGAUUGUGCGCAGGUUUGCUUGCGUUCCCUGUAGCUGAUGGAUCUGGAGCAUUGACAUGGCGCAUUCGGGUCAAGCGCUGAAUCACUGCUGAAGGCCAAGCUCCAACAAGCAUCCGACUCCGCUGCUGGGAAAUAUAACUCCCAGGGGACAACUUUUGUUAAACAGUGACCCAAAGCGAUGGCUUGAAAGCGUAUGAAGGAAGCCAAAUUUGGACAAAAUACUGACUUCUUUUAUGGACGGUCGCCACUGGACAGGAUACACUGGGGUUUUGCUUUCAGACUUGAAUUCCCUGUGCGACUACCUGAAGCCAAAAGAGGCUGUUUGGAAUAAGUGUAACUUAUAUGAUAUUGUUGAUAUGUUAUUGUAUGUAUAUACUGUCAUCCAAUUCAGAGGGGCUUGUACAGCUGUCUCUCCAUCUGUGCUGUCUACUGUAAGAGAUUAUUGAAUUGAUAAAAAAACAUAUCUCUCCGUUCACGCUCUGCUCCGCACCAAACACUGCUGUUCAGAAUUCUUCUGAAUCAUAUUGUUCUCUUUAUCAGCUCUCUCUCACUCUGCGACACGGACAUAUUUCCAAACACUAUCCGACUAAACAGCCGCACUUUGCUGUCAUAUGAAGAGCUCAAAGAAAUAAAAUCUUUCAACACAGUAUUUUGUUGCCCGU
This is a messenger RNA of Synchiropus splendidus (mandarinfish), 2853 nucleotides long. RefSeq names its product receptor activity-modifying protein 3-like. Gene Ontology annotation, cellular component: membrane; cell surface; signaling receptor complex. The transcript has 4 exons. Gene Ontology annotation, biological process: intracellular protein transport; protein localization to plasma membrane; cellular response to hormone stimulus. The coding region runs from base 233 to 727 and encodes 164 amino acids. The record is from RefSeq and is a predicted model, not a curated record. NCBI's taxonomy places the organism in Eukaryota, Metazoa, Chordata, Actinopteri, Syngnathiformes, Callionymidae. Gene Ontology annotation, molecular function: coreceptor activity.